AUGCCCGAUCUCAACUCGGUUCCUCCAUCACCACAUUCGCUCGCGGCAAUGUCUCGCCGACAGUCAUCGCAGCAGAUGGCCCCCCCGCCCCAGCCAGCACCGACCUCGCACUCCUCCUCGUCCAUCAACAUCCUCCCCUCCAACCAGAACGCCGUGAGCCGUGGUCACAGUCGUCGUGCCAGCUUAAGCCAGCCUCAUGCCGCCUCUCCCCAACUCCACGCCACUAACGCGUUGCAGUCCCAACCUCCCCCCUUGACGGGCGAUUCGUCGGUUGGGCCCGGGCCCGGCCCUUUGAGGCAUCCGCGCCCCCUCACCGCGUCGGAACUUCAUAUGCAGCUGGAGAAGGAACAAGAAGCAGUGGUCAACCGCUUGACUCGUGAGCUUUCUCUUCUCCGAGCAGCUCAGAAUGCGUCUGUUGUUUCCAAUGCCUCGUCUGCCUCGGCCUCGGCCUCUGCUCAUGACCCCCUAACCGAAACCUCUCUUCUCUCUGGCUCGGGCUUCACCAUUCCCACCACACGCCGACACCACCGCAACUCUUCCUCUGCUUCACAGAAUCCAGGCUUGCAGCUUGCUUCUUCGUACGAAACGCGGCAUCCUGUCCCGCGAGCACCACAAGCGGUUCCCCUGUCUCGGCAGUCGUCCCGUUCCCGCAUCAGCCGCACCAACUCCCCGGGGCCCCACCAGAGCGCUCUUGACCCGUCGAGUUACUUCCACAGCCAGCGAGUUCCGCACGCCUCGUCGGUUCCCAUAAACUCGGUUGCCGCGACCCCGGGCAGUGUAAGCCACGCGGAUCAGUUGAGUCCGGGCCUCAUGCCCGUCACUAGCAGAUACGAAGAAACCGCCUUUUACAGAAACGAGCUGGAAACGGCCAAGAAGGAAAACGAAACGCUCAAGAGGCGCAUCAGAGAGCUGGAAAGAAUGGUUCACAGCAGACGGUCAAGCGACGUAAGCCGCCCCCGGAGCGACAGUGUCAGUACAACGGCCAGCGUCAGCAUCGCGCCGUCCGGCGGCAUGAGCAUUGCGGGUCCCCGAGACAGCGGCAUACCCCACCGUCCAGAUCGAGAGCGCGGCAUGACGUUGCAUAGCACCGUCAGUGCUUCGGGGAGCAUGGCGGUUGGGGUGCCAGACGACGAGGUCAAGGUUGGAGAAAGCGCGGCAAGUGCAGGCGUAGCCGGGCAGCCGCUUUGA
Ustilaginoidea virens is the source of this 1188-nucleotide messenger RNA. RefSeq lists its product as uncharacterized. Lineage: Eukaryota; Fungi; Ascomycota; Sordariomycetes; Hypocreales; Clavicipitaceae. The record is from RefSeq and is a predicted model, not a curated record. The transcript is spliced from 2 exons. The coding region runs from base 1 to 1188 and encodes 395 amino acids.